CCGGGGAGCCUGCUUUGCCUUUGGACUCGAGAUUCUAGAUUCAUUGGUCAUCAGAGAAAGCUAGAAAGUCAGGACUUCGAAUUCAAUAUUGACUCAAAAUCAUUCAGGACUUACUUUUGACUCAAGCUCGACGUCUUUUCGUACCAUUCACGUGAAUCAGCGACUCGGACAGCGUUGCCUUUGCAUCUUGCUUGAGUCAAUCGCGGCACCAUGACGAAGCUGAAUGCGCCAGACUACUCGCUCUACCUCGUCACCUCCCGCGAGCUGCUGCCUCCUGGUGUUGACUUUUACGACUCACUUCGCGCAUCACUCAAAGGCGGAGUGACUCUGGUACAGAUCCGAGAGAAGCAUGCGGAUAACGGCGAGUUGUUGGAGAUUGCCGAAAAGAGUUUGAAGAUAUGUGACGAGUUUAAUGUGCCGAUGCUCAUCAACGACAAUUUGGCAGUGGCGCUCGCAUUGCCAGAGCGAGUAGGUCUCCACAUUGGUCAGGAAGAUUUUCCAGUCGCGAAAGCUCGAGCUCUGCUGGGCCCUAAGCGAUUGCUGGGAAUCUCGGUGCACACAGUCGAGCAGGCCGCAGCUGCCCGAACCAGCGGGGCAAAUUACGCGGGUGUGGGUGCGGUGUACGGAACUCUAUCCAAGGCAAAUGUAACAGAGGACAAGGUUCUUGGGCCUAGGAGAACUGCGCACGUCAUCGAAGCUUUGCAAGGCUUUCCCAGCGUGCUCAUUGGCGGCAUCAAUCAAAGGACCGCUGCCAGAGCCUUGUUUGGUGCUGCUGGACCCGAACAUGCUCCGGCCGGCAUCGCGGUGAUCAGCGCAAUCGUCGCUCGCCAAGACGCGCAAGAAGCGGCACGGGAGCUCAAAUCUAUGGUGAAUGCCUUCUUGAGCGCAAGAAGCUCGGCGCAGAAGCCCAUCGCGUCGGCUUUCGGUCUCGGUGCAUCGCGCUCACAGCUCAAGGUCGAGAGCUUGGUAUCGCGGUCGGGAGAGUUUCUGCGCGCACUCAGAGAAGGUUCACCGCCUCUCAUCCAGACAUUGACAUCGCACGUCUCGUCCACUUUGAGCGCCAACGUGACGCUCGCUCUGAGCGCAAGCCCCAUCAUGUCCCAUCAGGAUGCCGAGGCUGACGAUUUGGGCAACGUGACGGGUGCUGUGGUGCUCAACAUUGGCACGAUCGGUGAAGAGGCGAGGAGAGGCAUGCGAGCUGUUGGAUCUGCGGCGAAUAGAGGCGGCAAGCCGGUUGUUCUGGAUCCUGUGGGCGUCGGAGCUUCAGCGUUCCGCAGGCAAGCCGUCAACGAAAUCAUGGACCACACCCAAAUCACGCUUCUGAAGGGCAACGCUGCCGAACUAGGUGCCAUUGCCGGUUUGACAGAGGUUCAGUCCCGCGGAGUGGACAGCGGCUCAGGUACGUUGCGCGAUGCUCGAGGUCUGGUGCUCAGUCUCGCAAGGCGAGAAAGAUGUUUGGUCUUGUUGACUGGAAAGACGGAUUAUUUGAGCGAUGGAGAGGUGGUGAUUACUUGCUCCAAUGGGCACGCCCUGCUGGGCGCAAUUACUGGCUCAGGGUGCGCUUUGGGAGUCGCGGUCGCUACGGGACUCGCGGCUGCUUGCUUGGCGAGCCAGGGUAGCGAGGUGAAGGGAGCCGGAUCUUCCAUCGUCAAGGCGCAACCUGAUGACCUUUUGGCUGGCGCUCUUUUUGGCAUUCUGAGCAUGACGAUUGCGUCGGAGUUGGCCGCUGCUCGACCAGAGGUCAGAGGCCCCGGAACAUUCAUCGCAGCCCUUUUGGACGAGUUGAGCCUGAUGACGCCAGAAACAUUUGCCCAAAGGGCCAAGGUGGCACUCGAAUAGACACACACACAUCGCAUUCGUGCAAUUCCAAAAAGGCGCCGGUGACAUUGUCUAAUCUCGUGUAUGAUGGUGAACAACAUCUAGAGUACAA
Molecule: messenger RNA, 1930 nt
Organism: Ceraceosorus guamensis
Lineage: Eukaryota; Fungi; Basidiomycota; Exobasidiomycetes; Ceraceosorales; Ceraceosoraceae
Product: hydroxyethylthiazole kinase
Exons: 5
Coding region: 211-1839 (542 amino acids)
Biological process (GO): thiamine biosynthetic process
Cellular component (GO): cytoplasm
Molecular function (GO): hydroxyethylthiazole kinase activity; ATP binding; thiamine-phosphate diphosphorylase activity
Source: RefSeq, a predicted model, not a curated record